Molecule: messenger RNA, 869 nt
Organism: Cantharellus anzutake
Lineage: Eukaryota; Fungi; Basidiomycota; Agaricomycetes; Cantharellales; Hydnaceae
Exons: 5
Coding region: 15-791 (258 amino acids)
Molecular function (GO): oxidoreductase activity
Source: RefSeq, a predicted model, not a curated record
CUCCUAUACCAGACAUGUCACACAUUCUAGCUGAGAAUCUGACUGCUGAGGCUCUCUUCGGGCUGAAGGGGAAGGUCGUAUUGGUUACGGGAGGAGGCACAGGAAUUGGAUUGAUGAUGGCCAAGGGACUGGCCGUAAAUGGGGCGAAGACCUAUAUUGGAUCGAGAAGAAAGAACGUUAUCGAAAGUGCUGCUGAGUCUCAUGGGAAGGGUUUGGCAGGACGCAUCAUCCCCAUUGAUCUAGAUGUCACUUCAAAGGAGAGUAUCUUGAAUGCUGUGGAAGUGAUCAGGUCAGAAAACGACGGCAGACUCGAUGUCCUCAUUAACAAUGCAGGACAAGUAGGGCCCAAGACCUUAUGGUUCGGGGACCCUUCCGCGCCGCAGCGAAAGGACGCGGAAACGCUUGGAAGGGCGCUUUUUGACCACGAAUCCUUUGAGGACUGGCAGCAGCUAUUCAGCAUCAACCUGGCAUCGAUUUAUUUUGUAACAACCGCUUUCCUCGGUCUGCUAGACAAGGGGUCAAAGGUCGGAGGAGAUUGGAGCGCAAGCGUAGUUAAUAUAACCUCGAUCAGUGGUAGUUACAAGAUGGCUCAGAAUCACUUUGCAUACAACGCCUCAAAAGCAGCGGGGGAUCACCUGAACGUCAUGCUUGCAACAGAGUUCGCAGCGAAAGGCUUGAAAAUCCGAGGCACAUACCGAAGACUAUCAAAAAGGCUUGUUCGGUCUCUUAUGGAGUUAUACAGUGAAUGCUAUCGCGCCGGGCUUAUUCGCGACGGAAAUGACAGGCGGUGAAGGCCAGGUGUUUGGGCCCGAACAGACCCAGAAAGUAUCAGGUUCGACAGUUCCGGUGCCGUCUGGAAGAACUGGAAU